This is a messenger RNA of Aethina tumida (small hive beetle), 2777 nucleotides long. It is a transcript of the gene Dd, whose product is annotated as CTD nuclear envelope phosphatase 1 homolog. NCBI's taxonomy places the organism in Eukaryota, Metazoa, Arthropoda, Insecta, Coleoptera, Nitidulidae. Gene Ontology annotation, molecular function: protein serine/threonine phosphatase activity. Bases 359 to 1264 code for a protein of 301 amino acids. The transcript is spliced from 6 exons. The record is from RefSeq and is a predicted model, not a curated record.
AGCGGGUGUUUUGUUUCUCUUAUCAAAAAGUCGUUUAUAAAAAUAAUUAAAGUGGAAUUUUGCAUGUGAAAAUUCAAAAAGAGAGCGGGAAGAGAUUAUCCGCAUAAAUCGCGGAUAAACACGCGCACGCGUUCUCGACCCAUUUGUCCAGAGUAAAUCGGGUCGAUUUUAAUGGCGCUCGUUGUUUAAGUGGAUUUCAGUGUCAGUCGGAAAAUGUGAUUGGCGCCAAUCGAAAUUUCCUGUGCGAAACAUUUUUUUUUUACAUGUGCGAGAGAGGCGCGUGCGAAACGUGAAUCGAAACACACAACAUACACAACACACACACACACACACACACACACACAACAUAACUUCUUCAAUGUGGAAACAACUUCAAAUGGGCAUUAGGGCAUUUUUGCUGAUCGCAUCCAGAGUUUGGACGUGUUUGUGUUACACGCUCAAGAAACAGACGAGAGCGAUUAUCCAACAUCAGUCAGUCAAAUAUGACUUGUUCCCGUUAUCGCCCUUAUCAAGGCACAGACUUAGCAUAGUAAAGAGGAAAGUGUUGGUUUUGGACUUGGAUGAGACUUUGAUUCAUUCACAUCACGAUGGAGUUUUGAGACAAACUGUGAGACCGGGAACGCCUCCAGAUUUUGUACUCAAAGUAAACAUUGAAAGACAUCCUGUGCGAUUUUUCGUACACAAACGGCCGCACGUUGACUUCUUCUUGGACAUUGUGUCCCAGUGGUACGAACUGGUUGUGUUCACGGCAAGCAUGGAAAUCUACGGGGCGGCGGUUGCGGACCGUUUGGACGCCGGACGUGGAAUAUUGCAGCGUCGCUUCUACAGACAACAUUGCACUCCCGAUCUCGGUUCGUACACAAAAGAUCUGAGCGCCAUCUGUAACGAUCUCUCCAGCGUGUUCAUCUUGGACAACAGUCCCGGUGCAUACCGGGCGUAUCCCGACAACGCGAUCCCGAUCAAGUCGUGGUUCAGCGACCCGACCGACGUGGCACUGCUGAACCUGCUGCCCGUCCUGGACGCGCUGCGCUUCACGGCGGACGUGCGCAGCGUCCUGUCGCGGAACCUCCACCUGCACAGGCUCUGUGGCGCGCGCGCCGUCGCGACGCCCUCGCCGGUCAAGAUGCAACGCAACGAGACGGCGCCCGAUUUGGGCGCGCUCGACGGUAUCGUCACGCAGGUCGAGGAAUUCGAGCAGCGCCACCACCAACAGAGGGAGGGCAAAAAAUUCAAGUCGCGCAUACCGCAACGCAUGUGCAACUAAUCUCACAACUAACAAUAACAGACUCAACAAUAAUUUCAUGUGUACAUACAAUAACGAAGUGUGACUUUUCCUUUCUCCGAUUUUGUUUUGGCUUUUAGUUGCGAAUUACAUUACACGUCCGAUUAUUUGCCUAUUUGCCUUUUUAGUUUUUAGGUAUACUGAAAAUUGACAAACGAUAACAAUAAUAAUGCUUUUAUGAAUUGAACGCAGGUUUCCGGUGAAAAUCCUCCGGAGGUUCGUUUGCCACCGCCGCACAUCAUCUUUAAUCACAUCCGACCUCAGACCUAAAACAGAAUUUUAUGUUCGCAAAGUUAAGAGAAAAACAAAUUGAAAAAAUAAACAGCUUUUCCAUCAGUCGUUGCAUUCUUUUUAGGUUUUCCGAUAACCUAAUAAUUAAAGUAAAGUGUUUUUUCUUAACUGCUCGCCACUUUUAUUCGGUUUUAAGUUUACAUGUUUUGUUUUUAUUAUUUAUUAUUUUGUUGCUUCGUUUCGGGGAACGUUUCAGUUUUGUUCGGCAAUAAACAGCAGCAGAUCUUACAAAACUGGACGAGCUUCCGACUUCCGCACCAAAGACUUCUUAACUUUAUUUUAUUUGAGAAGUAUAAAUAUUUUUUUAUUUUUCAUUGUUAUUUUUUGUUGGCUCAGAUAAGAAAUAUUUAUGCUGUCGUUCACACUUAUUGUUGAAGCACACACGAACAUUUAAACUGGAGUAAAUAAAUUAUAUAGAUAUAGAUAGAAUUUUAUAUUAAGUGAGUGAGAGUGAGAGGAAAUAUUUUCUGCAUCAGAAAAAUCAUUGUGUUUAGAUUUCUGUGUAGUUUUAUCGUGUACAUAUUAAAAUAGGCGAAGUAAUAAUGAUAGAUAGAUCUAUUCUUAGUAAAAAAAGAAAACCAAUUGCAAAACGAUAACAUUCAUUAGAUUACCAUUAGUGCCAGUAAAUCAAAUAACAGAUAACUGAAAAAGUAGAAGAAGGAGCUUUUGCAAUUGGUCAAUUUUUCAAUUCCUAGUACUUAAAUCAUGCUUAAAAUGAAUGAAGUAAGCAUUUUCUGAGUACGAAUUUGCCAUUUGGUUUCGUAUCAACUUGCCGUUAAUAAAUCAAUCAAUUUCAUCAUAUUUAUUAUUUUGUUGUAAAUAUUUUGUACAAAUGUAAACAACUAGGAUGUGUUUGUUUGAAAGAAAAUCAUACGGUGCUAAUCGGUUUUUUGUUUCUAGUUGAUUUGUGAAUGAUAUAUUGUGAUAACGGGACAGUUUUUUUUGUGACUCUCGCAAUUUUUUUGUGACUUUUUUUUUAUUAAUAUUAUUUUUUGAAUCGUUUAAAUUGCGCUGUAAAGAACCUAUUAAGCAAAACAGGUUUCUAAUAGAUGUACAUGUACGUUUGUAUAUAUGAUCCUGAAGAUUUGUGUUGUGGUUUCAAAAUACCAACUGUUGGUAGAAUGAUGAACAAAAUGUACCUAAUUAUGACAUUUUACAAUGAAUGAAGAAGUAAUUUAUUUGAUUAGAAUAAAUUUUAAUUAGA